AUGAUUACCCGUUUUCUUCUCGGCACUCUCCUCGUCGGCAUCGCUCUCUCGGCGCCCGUUCCCCUUCCUCUGGAGGAGGAUUUCAAUGUUUUCCAUACCAAACAGGAGAAUCAUGGUAUACUACAUUCCCCAGUGAUAACUAUUCUGACCAUCGUAUAUUGUAGAGCAACGAUUUUUGCGAGUGGACAACAACAAGGACAAAGUGAUCACUUUCGACGAGUUCUUGCACAUGGAGCUCGCUUAUGUGGACGCCAAGAAGGAAGAGUUUGACACUCUUGACAAGAAUCGUAAGUUUCUCAAAACCAGGCAUAUUUUGAAAAUGUUUUCAACUAAAAACUUCUGGAAAACUUGUACGCCCUCUUUUUGCAAAACGUUUCCCACUCCAGGCGACGGAAAAGUGAGCCUGGCCGAGUACGAGGAGCAUUUCCAUGAGGCUUCGAGCAAGAACGAAAAGUCGCGAACUGCCUACUUUGCCAAAGUGUUCGAAGAUUUCGACGAGGACUUUAAUAUGGCGUUGAGCCGAGAUGAGCUCGAGAGAGUGCUCGCCGAGCGGUUCCUGGUGAAGCCGAGGGAGAACUUCCCGAAACUUUUCUUCAAAUUCGACGUGGACAAGUCUGGAGGUCUUGAUCUCACUGGUAGGAGUGAAAAAGAAGCUUGACCAGCAGUCAAGAUGUUCUUUUCAGAGUACAUGAAGUUCGACGCCGAGUUCCCAUUCGAUCAGACCGAUCCAGUCGGUGGAGGACCAUCGAAGGUAAUCAGUCAACUGAGAAAGCUAGUCCACUCAAUUUGUGAUUCUAGGCCAACGACCACCACACCCAAAUGCACACCGAGAUCCCGAACGAUGCGGACGCGGCAGCCAUCGCCGCCGUCCUCGCCCAGGCCUCCCCGACUCUGAACAGAGCCCCAGCGGGCUCGGGAGCCGUUCCAAACGGACCAGGACUUCAUCCAGUUGCUCCGGGAGCCUUCCAACCUGCCGUACCAAUCAAAAAAGUCUAA
Caenorhabditis sp. 36 PRJEB53466 is the source of this 996-nucleotide messenger RNA. The record is from the annotation of a GenBank genome assembly. Lineage: Eukaryota; Metazoa; Nematoda; Chromadorea; Rhabditida; Rhabditidae.